Molecule: messenger RNA, 1818 nt
Organism: Octopus sinensis (East Asian common octopus)
Lineage: Eukaryota; Metazoa; Mollusca; Cephalopoda; Octopoda; Octopodidae
Product: peptidyl-prolyl cis-trans isomerase-like 4
Exons: 13
Coding region: 16-1725 (569 amino acids)
Biological process (GO): protein peptidyl-prolyl isomerization
Cellular component (GO): nucleus
Molecular function (GO): RNA binding; peptidyl-prolyl cis-trans isomerase activity
Source: RefSeq, a predicted model, not a curated record
GAGAUCGAACCCGAAAUGUCGCGAAUACUCAAGCGAACUCCUCGAAUUACUGAAGCAAAGAGACGGCGGGACGGGCGAGCCGUAUUUUUAUGUUCAUUAAAACCGGAGAUGCUAAGGUGGAAGGGAGAUCACUCGCAUGGGAAGAUGGCGGUGCUUUUGGAAACGUCUUUGGGCGAUAUUGUGAUUGAUUUGUACAUGAAAGAAAGACCCAACAGUUGUCUGAAUUUUUUGAAAUUAUGCAAAGUAAAAUAUUACAACUUUUGUCUCUUCCAUUCAGUUCAGAGGAAUCUUGUUGCACAAACUGGGGAUCCUACAGGAAGUGGACGUGGUGGAGAGUCUAUAUUCCGGAAAUUGUAUGGAGACCAGGCCCAGUAUUUUGAAAUGGAACUUGUCCCAAAAAUUAAACACAAGAAGAAAGGAACAGUAUCAAUGGUGAACAAUGGCAAUGAUAUGCAUGGUUCCCAGUUCUUUAUCACCCUGGAAGAAAAUCUGGAUUACUUAGAUGGCACUCACACAGUCUUUGGAGAAGUUGCCGAAGGUUUUGACAUUGUUGACAAGAUAAAUGAAGCUUAUUGUGAUAAAGAUCACCGACCUUUUCGCGAUAUCAGGAUUUACCAUACAGUUAUUAUAUAUGAUCCCUAUGAUGACCCACCACACUUGGACAUUCCUGCGAUGUCACCUGUGCCUACAAAAGAGCAACUUGAAAGUGACCGUAUUGGUGACACUGAAGAACUUGAUGACACUAAAGGUAUGACUGAAGAAGAAAUGAGAGAGCUUAUGGAACAAAAAGAAGCCAAAUCCAAUGCCCAGAUUCUAGAAAUGGUCGGAGAUCUUCCCGACGUCGAUGUUGCACCUCCAGAAAACGUUUUGUUUGUCUGCAAGUUGAACCCAGUUACUACGGAGGAGGACCUGGAAAUUAUCUUCUCUCGCUUUGGUAAUAUUCGCAGCUGCGAAGUGAUCAAAGACUCGAAAACUAAAGAAUCCCUGCAGUAUGCAUUUAUUGAAUUUGAAAAGCCGGAGGAAUGUGAAAAUGCUUAUUUCAAAAUGGACAACGUCUUGAUUGACGACCGUCGAAUACAUGUUGACUUCAGUCAGUCUGUUGCCAAACUCAAGUGGAAGGGCAAAGGGAAAGGUGUGGAAAUGUUGCCCAGCAAACCAGACCCACCACAACCCCAAUAUGUCUUGAAAAACAAUUCCAGAAAAGAAGAAAAAAAAUAUGAACUUGUCCUGGAGGAUGAUGACCUUGAUGCAGAACUUGAAGCAGCACAGGUGAAAAAGGACAAGAAGAAGAAGAAGAAGAAGAAAAAGCACAAGAAGAAACACAAAAAACAGAAGAAGCAGGAUGAGAGCGACAGCGAUCAGUCGGCAUCCAGUGAGAAAGCGUGGAAGAAAGCUUCCAAAUCAAAACAUGAGGAUAAAUCCAGUGCAUCUGUUAUCCAUCUUGAGAAACGAAGGAAAUUGUCAUCAGCGUCUCCUGAACCCAUCAAAGGAAAAUCUCACGCCAGCAGUGAGGAAAAUUCUAGAGAAAUUAGUCGUAGCCGUUCUCCAAUUUCUCGUUCACAGAAUCGUGCCAAUCGCAGUGAUCGUAGAAGCUGUUCGCCUGAUUCGAAGAGGCGCUCACCUGAUCUGAAACGGGCCAGAGAUUCUGACAGAGUUUCUAAAGACCGUUCUCGAGAAAAGGAUCGCAAAAGUAGCAAAUCUGAUGUGAGACAUUCAAAAAAAUAAUUCCACUUUCUAAAAAAAUAUUUUUUACAUUAAUUUUUAAAAAUUCAUUUCAAAUGAAACAUCAAAUCAUGAAGUAAAAGUUACAUCAUUUUU